This is a messenger RNA of Williopsis jadinii, 1863 nucleotides long. RefSeq names its product C2H2-type zinc finger protein. NCBI's taxonomy places the organism in Eukaryota, Fungi, Ascomycota, Saccharomycetes, Phaffomycetales, Wickerhamomycetaceae. The coding region runs from base 463 to 1722 and encodes 419 amino acids. Gene Ontology annotation, biological process: regulation of transcription by RNA polymerase II. The transcript has a single exon. The record is from RefSeq and is a predicted model, not a curated record. Gene Ontology annotation, molecular function: RNA polymerase II cis-regulatory region sequence-specific DNA binding; DNA-binding transcription factor activity, RNA polymerase II-specific.
CUUGCUUUCGUCUCAGUCCAAUCAGGUACCUUCAACUCGUUGGAAAGAUUUAUCCUUACACUUCAGAGGACAUACACACUGCUCACAACAAAUUUCAAGAACGGCAGAGCAAGAGAGAACAAAGCCAGCACUCCACAUAUCGUUUGUUCUUUUUUUGUUUUUUUCUCGUUCCUGAAGAUUUUGCAUAUAUACAAGAAGGGAUUAAACACAGAGUCUUGUGUAGUAAAUCCGUGAGAUUAUAGUUUGGCAAAGGAACAUCGUUUAAGAGACAAGCACAAAAAGCUUUCCAUUCCGGAUCUACAGAAGGACAGCUAAGGAGAGAUCAGGAGACGAAAGGACACGCGUAACUCGAGGCAAAGAAGGAAAGAAGAGAGAGCGGUUGGGCGUGCGAUCAGCAGUGGAACCACUUGACAACCGCAAGAUUUUUGAACUGCUGCUAGCCGUGAGUCUUUCAUUACUGGAAUGAGCAUUCCUAAAACAAGUGGCUACAACGAGAUCACGAUGAACUCUCACGAGGUUAAGAUCGUGAAGAAGAGAUCAAAGGGAAGAACUUUCCAAUGCACUGGCUACCCAGGUUGCAACAUGACAUUUACAAGAUCAGAGCACUUAGCGUGUCAUAUCAGGAAGCAUACAGGUGAGAGACCGUUUGAAUGUGUCCACUGCUCGCGGAAGUUCUCCAGGUUGGAUAACUUGAGACAGCAUAAACAGACUGUACAUGUUAAUGAAUCUACUAUUGACCAUCUGGAUAUGGUUAACAAUGGUAACACCAAUUCUAUAACGCAGAGCGGUAAUGUGAACAUGAACAACGACCAGAGGAACAAGAUCAGAAGCAAUAGCAACACCACUGACAACGUCAACAUGAACAAACCACUGCCGCCAUUACCUCAGCAGGUACGGCAACAUUAUACCACUGAUAUCUUGACCCAAAACGGUGAGGAUUUGGAGGCUGCAAAGACGUUAUUGAGACCCACCCAAUUUCAUCCAAAGCACAGACCACGUCCUAUUGAUCUCCCAUCUAGAAAGGCAGUGUACAACGAUACUGGUCCUUAUACAGUACCUACGCCGAAUUCUGAAAACUCUGGAUAUUUAGCAACGUCACCAACGAGCGCUAGCUUCACUCAAUCACAAUACCCAUCAACUGCAUUGCCAAGUAUACAUUUUCUCUCAAGCACUGGUGCUAAGGAUAUUCUAUCUUCACCGUACAAUUCAUCGUUUGCACUCAGUGGACAAUCAGAGACAAGCACCCCAUUGUCUUCUCAUUAUGAUACUUUACGGACGCCGAAUUCGUUCCAAUUUAACACAUCGGUAUCGUCGUCUUCAAGUGGAUAUAAUCAGCAACAUCAACAACAGAUGUCGUUUCAACCUUUACAACCGAUCUUGCCAACACCUCAGCAACUACAUCACCAGCAGAAUGCUGAUCGUAAAUCAUGGCUGAGCAACGUGUUGAAUUCCAAUGGUGAUACCACAAGACCGGAGUAUAGUUCACUACAGUCGUUGUCGUCAUCGUCAUCUUCAUCUUCAUCAGCAUCAUCUACGCUUCUCAUCACCAAUAACAUUGGUUCUACGAGUCCAUUGCAUGUGAGGACGUUAUCCACGCCAACAACCACGCAUGAAUUAGAAAAGAAGGUCCGUAUAGAAUCUUUACUGAACAACGAGGAGCGAAGAAUAGCACUGCCCCAUGUCGAUGCUCUUGGUAUAAACGUAUCUUCAAAGAUCAAAUGAGGUUUUGACUGGCUGCUGAAGAACUAUACCCCUCAGAAACAGUACCUUGAAAUCAAAAGAAAAAAAGCAUAGAUGGAAAAAGUCCAUGAAUGGUCUCUCUAAAUGUUUUAUACUGAGUUCAGAUAUAUAUACAGAUGUGUA